GUGGAGGUGGGAGUCCUGUGCUUCAGAGAGUGUGCGUGGACAGCGUGGGCUUCUCUCUUCUCCAGAGCGCACACACGGAGCAUCAUCACUCGGCUCACAGCAACAGCAUUCUCCUCCUCCUCCUCCAUCCGCCAUCCUCUUCCUCACUAUCUCCGGGCUGAAGAGAGGGGCGCUUGCAGGAUUUACGGAGUAUAUCAAGUGAGCUGGGAGUCGCAAGACCUUUCUCCUCCAUUGCUUCUUCUAAAUUGUCUUUAAAAUGGAGGACGGCUAUCAAAACCGGACUGCUUUCAUAAAAGGUGCCAAAGACAUUGCGAAAGAAGUCAAGCGGCAAGCCUCAAAGAAAGUUGGCCGCUCGGUGGAUCGGAUGAGCGACGAGUACAGCAAGAGGUCCUACAGCCGCUUUGAAGAGGACGAUGAUGAUGACUACCCUAUGCAGGGGAGCCAAGAUGGGGGCUACUACCGCAGCGACAGCCAGGCCGCCAACGACGACGAGGGUGGGCACAGUGACUCCACCGAGGGCCACGACGAGGACGACGAGAUCUACGAGGGGGAGUACCAAGGAAUCCCCAGGGCUGAUUCUGGGAAAGGCGACCUGGCCGGAGGUCCUGGAUCAAUAACAGCCGGGGCUCAGCAGUUCAAAGAUGUUGGGGCGUCCGAGGCGGCAAGGCGGAAGGACCAGGAGGAGCUGGCUCAGCAGUACGAGACCAUUUUACAGGAAUGUGGCCACGGGAAGUUCCAGUGGUCCCUGUACUUCGUGCUGGGGCUGGCACUGAUGGCCGAUGGCGUGGAAAUCUUCGUGGUGGGGUUUGUCCUCCCCAGUGCAGAGAAGGAUAUGUGUCUGUCUGAACCCAGCAAAAGCAUGCUUGGCCUCAUCGUAUACUUUGGGAUGAUGGUGGGGGCUUUCCUCUGGGGGGCUAUGGCAGACCGGAUAGGCCGUCGGCAGUCCCUCAUCAUCUCUCUGUCCAUCAACAGUAUCUUCUCCUUCUUCUCGUCCUUCGUUCAGGGUUACAGCACUUUUCUGUUUUGCCGCCUCCUCUCAGGUGUUGGAAUUGGUGGCUCAAUUCCCAUCGUGUUCUCCUACUACUCUGAAUUUCUGUCCCAAGAGAAGCGCGGCGAGCACCUCAGCUGGCUCUGCAUGUUCUGGAUGAUUGGAGGAAUUUAUGCGUCCGCCAUGGCCUGGGCCAUCAUCCCACACUAUGGGUGGAGUUUCCAGAUGGGCUCAGCGUAUCAGUUCCACAGCUGGCGAGUGUUUGUGUUGGUCUGUGCGUUUCCUUCUGUUGCAGCCAUCGCUGCACUCAACGCCAUGCCUGAGAGCCCACGCUUCUACUUAGAGAAUGGGAAGCAUGAUGAAGGCUGGAUGAUUCUGAAGCAAGUUCAUGACACAAACAUGAGAGCUAAAGGACACCCAGAGAGGGUGUUCACUGUCACCACAAUAAAGACUGUGAAGCAGGUUGAUGAGUUGGUGGACAUUGGAACCGACACCCCCGUCUGGCAGCGCUACAGACUGAAGAUUAUGAGUCUCUCCCAACAGAUACGGAACAACAUUCUUGCCUGCUUUAGCCCUGAAUACAAAAGGACCACCUUUAUGCUCAUGGCUGUUUGGUUCAGCAUGUCCUUCAGCUACUAUGGGCUGACGGUGUGGUUCCCUGACAUGAUCAAGUACAUCCAGAAGCAGGAAUAUGAAUCACGGACAAAGACCUUCACCAAGGAGCGAGUGGAGCACGUCACUUUUAACUUCACCCUAGAAAACCAAGUCCAUCUCGAUGGAUACUAUUUUAAUGACAAGUUCCUCAGCCUGAAGAUGAAGUCCAUGGUGUUUGAAGACUCAGUGUUUGAAGAGUGCUACUUUGAGGACGUCACCUCCACACACACAUUCUUCAGGAACUGCACCUUCAUCGCCAGCUUGUUUUACAACACAGAUUUGUUCAAGUACAGGCUUAUCAACAGCAAGCUGAUCAACAGCACGUUCCUCCACAACAAAGAGGGCUGCAUGCUGGACUUCAGCGAUGACUUCAACAACGCCUACAUGAUAUACUUUGUCAACUUCCUUGGCACACUAGCUGUGCUCCCCGGGAACAUUGUGUCUGCACUUUUGAUGGACAAAAUCGGCCGCUUGAGGAUGCUGGCGGGAUCUAGCAUCAUCUCCUGUGUCAGCUGCUUCUUCUUGAUGUUCGGCAACAGCGAGUCGGGGAUGAUCGCCCUCUUAUGUCUGUUUGGUGGCAUCAGCAUCGCCUCGUGGAACGCCCUGGAUGUGAUAACGGUGGAGCUGUACCCGUCAGAUAAAAGGACCACAGCGUUCGGUUUCCUGAACGCCCUCUGCAAACUGGCAGCUGUUCUGGGCAUCAGCAUCUUCCAGUCGUUUGUGGGCAUCACUAAGGCCGUACCCAUCUUAUUCGCCGGCGGUGCACUCGCCGCCGGCAGUUUCCUCGCGACAAAGCUGCCUGAGACGAGAGGCCAGGUGUUGCAGUAAGGCAGACGACCAGCAGAGUUCAGCCAGAGGGAGAGUGAUAGGCCUGAACAUCCCAGAGAGCUUCAGCGCUGCCCGUUCGUUUCACAGCAACAGUAGAGACUGCCUGUCCCCCUAUUGUAAGCCCAGAAUCCUUUGAAAUGUGGAUUGUAUCGUUCAAUGUCAGGAAUUAAAGAAGAGCAAACUUUUUUUUUUUUUUAGAAAACCCGCACAAAAUCUCAAUACCUGUGGCUUAUGUUCAGCUGCUCUGGCAGGUAUUACAAAAGUCUAAUCCUACAAAGGUGGUUAAUUAUGUAUUUGUACAAAGACACAGUCACAGUGGAAUGGCAGAAAAUACUGAAAAGAAGAAGCAUUUGUUGGGGGAAAGAUUUAGCUCAUGCAAGAUGAAAUCGCAGCGUUCUUCUUUACUCGUGUGUCUUAAUCUCCAUGACUGGUUUACAGAGCUGUUACUUAUUUUACUGUUUUCUAAGUAGUUCAGUUCAUCACUGCCAGACCCACUGGGAGCUAGUAUUACCUACCAAAACCCACUAACACAUUUCAGUAAAGCUGACUUCCUCAGACAGAAGGAGAUGCAUUUCACAGGAUUCUUAGUUAGAUCUAGUUCCUCAGUGUCAAGCCCAUGUUUACCCUCCCUCUUGUGUGACAGUUUGUGGAUGCUCAUGGGUGAGAGGGAUGGAUUUUAGUCAAAUGUUUAUGUGUGAGAGGAGAACAUAGUGUGCUUUUUGUCUGCAUUAGUUGUGUGUUUUAAGGGAGCCAGUUGUGUUUGAGCUUUUGUGGAUGGGAAAACUGUGAAGCUGAAAUGUUUGUUUUAGGUGAAAAUCAGGUUUUGGAGUUAGCUUAAUGUACAUCGAUCUAAUUGACUGCUUGUUUUUAUGUCAGCAGAAUGUUUUCAUAUUUUGAUUUAUUGUAGUCCAUAAAGAUUCAACAUAACUGUCUGUCAUCUUAUGUCCUCAGACUCAGGAGGAAAUCUAUUACAUAGUUUUACUCUAAAGUUGAUUUGUUUCUUAUUGAGUUCAUAAUUCCCCAAUCUGAUUUACUUUUUUUGUCCUUGAGGUCAGUGAGUGAUUUGCAGAUACCAAGACUCACUGUGAUAUUAUAUUAAAAUUAGUCCUAAAACUCUGUAAAUAAAACUCUGCAGCUUUAAAUUCCAGUAAAACAGAACCCAAAAUUUAUUCAGGAUUACACUUACGAGCACACCAGUCCAGGAUGUGCUGCUUCAAACGUCAUACAAUUUAACAACUAGUAUUGCUGCUGCUUCAUGCACAGCUCUUUCUUUGGCAUGAAAAACUGUUUAGUAAUGUUUGAGAACAUAGUGCAGAGCAUGCCACAAUGGCACAGACAGAAAACUGCAGCAGUUUCUGCUUGGGAACAGAUCAAGUCCUUCCUUAUCACGUUUUAACUUCAUUAAACAAAUGGGACCAAAACUCAAAAAACAGGCAGCAGAGCAUAUAGGGAAGGUGUGAGUUAAUUUUAAGGGCUCCUGUUCAGUCAUUCCUCACCGUAUAAAUUUUUUACUGAAAAAUUUUUGCUCGCUGCACCGCUCUCCAACUUCAUACUAAAACAUUCUGAAUACAAAGUGGAUUGUACUUAUUACUGAUUCUUGGUGUCAUUUGUCUGAAGUUUUACAUCAUCGUGUGUGCUGACAAUCAGUGAGUGUGAGAUUCUGACCUUAACACAUCCUCUAAAUUGUGUACAUGUGUUUACUAGUAGCGUACUGUUAUUUUAUAGUUGUGGGCGGCACAAAAUUAAAUCUGCAAAAGGACGAGGAGAGGAAUUUCUAAAAGAAUAUGUUGUUGAGAUGGUUCUUAUUACGAAUAAAGAUAAUUACUUUCACAUAAUUGUUUACUACUACACAUAUUUUUUGAAGUAAGAAAAAAAUAUAAUUCAUAAAUUUGUUUUUAAAUUCCUCUAUUUUUUCUAUUUAUAGUUGUAUUAAUAUAUUAUUGAUAUAAAAGUACUUAACAUUUUUUUUCCAUUAGCGAAGUGGACUUGCCCAAAACCAAAAUAAUCUUUGAAACACAACAUAAGAAUACGUUUUAAAAGAUUAGGGCUUAAAGUAAAGGAAAUAAUUGCACAAUAUAAACUUAGAAACACUACAGACUUAUUUUUAUGUCAUUCCAAAGUCAGACCGCUAUUGACUUCUGUUAGCAUAGUUUAGCAUAGUAAAUGUGGUGCAAACGUAUUAGCACUGGAAGUGCAAGGCUGCCAGAUGUUCAGUAACUUUAUACAACUACAUUUAUUCUUUCACAUAUGAACAAAAACUGUUGCUUCAUGUAGUUCAUGUGCAACUAGCGUUAGCCGUGUAGCAUAGCUAGCUAAUACAGCAAGUUGUGAAAGCAGCAGAUAAAAAUGACAUGAGUUAUUUCUUCAAAAGUCAUCGAGUUUGUUCAUGAUCCAUUUAUUGAUUUCUAUUGAUCUUUUAUACCUCCCAUAAAAACUGCUUUUUCUACAUACCUGUUAAAAUAUUUUUGCUGCAACUACAAUGCUAAAUGAAACUAGCUGUUUAUUGAAUCAAAUAUUGGAGCUUAUUUCAAUAGAUACCACCUGAAUGAAAAACAAAAUCACUAAACAUGAUGGUUCACACGGUUAGUUAAUUAGAUUUUUUCAUCAGGAUAGAUUUGAAUGUCUUCGAAAAGGCCUUAAAUGAAGCCAAACUCAGAGACAUGACCUGACUGAUUAAACACAAGGCAAAAGCGUGACUAAAAUCCACAAAAAUAACUUUUUUACCCGUCAGAUUUCUGUAUCCAGCCGAUCUUGACGCAUGUUUGUAUCGUAUUGUCUAAUCUCUUGGAUGUCCUGUAUGCCAGCUGUUUUUGUCCAAAGCAAGAGAAGCAGUGUUUUUGUUGUAUGAUGACAUAGAUCUGUUGCUUGCAAUGAUUGUUCUUUAUCAAAGUGGGGUCAACGUUGGUCGAACUUGAUUAUGUGACAUGACAGUUAGUCGAUGGUAACUGUGCUCCUUGUACAGCUUGGACCCAAGUUACCUUAAUACACUCAUAUAGUUUAUCAAUAAAUAUCUGAGGAUGAUGCUGCUUGAAACAUCAAUCUUGUCAGAGAUACAAGAAAGGGAAGGCCGGGAAGAGGCAAUCGUAAUGGGAGCCAAAACCUACUUGUUUGAGUUUAUGAAAGAGGACAGGUAAGCAAUAAGAAGGGCCAUGACUUAUUAAAACGUUUCCUGUUAAAGUUUAAGCUCCUGUCCAAAAUGUAACCAACUGUUGCUAUCUGUAAAAUCUAUACAUGUACAAAUGAAGAACCUAUUUCUGGUUUGAGUUUUAUGGCAGCAUAAAGACACCAGAAUUACUUCCCUUGAUUAUGGUGGUCUGUUAAAGGUGUUUUCAUGGCAUGAUAUUUGUCUGAUCAACUCUUAUGAACAUUCAAAUGGGUUCAGAAUGACUUGUUUACAAAAAAAAAGGAUCUACCCAUAACACUCAUUUGCAGAGAACAGUGAGAAUCCUUCAUUUUAUGUGGGAUAAAAGGAGUAUACAUUUGUGUUUUAUUCAGUUUGACUCUGAUCUGUUUAUUAACUAAUAAAGGGUCUUCUCUAAAUGUAAGUUCACUUCAAAAUUCAGUGUAUCGUGUGUGGAAACUGUAAAUGUUUCUAUGUAAAAGUAUGGACUUUGUGGAAAAAAAAAGAUCAAGGAAACAAUUCUAAAAAGUUAAAUAUGAAAAAAAAAUCUAUUAUGUGUUGUCUGUGUUUUGUAAAUGAAGACUGAAAAUCUUGGUAAAUAUAGUAUUUAUUAUCAUGGAUAUUGAGAUUAUUUUGGUGAUGCUGAAAAGGUGCUGUAUGUAUUUUCUGUGAGAUUUGUUCAUUAUGCUGGGUUUUGCACAUUUGUGCCAGUUAUCCAGUUCUACGAGAAAAAUUAUAAUGAAAAUAAAAAUAAU
Xiphophorus couchianus (Monterrey platyfish) is the source of this 6346-nucleotide messenger RNA. RefSeq names its product synaptic vesicle glycoprotein 2A-like. Gene Ontology annotation, biological process: chemical synaptic transmission; transmembrane transport. The coding region runs from base 257 to 2470 and encodes 737 amino acids. The transcript has 13 exons. NCBI's taxonomy places the organism in Eukaryota, Metazoa, Chordata, Actinopteri, Cyprinodontiformes, Poeciliidae. The record is from RefSeq and is a predicted model, not a curated record. Gene Ontology annotation, molecular function: transmembrane transporter activity. Gene Ontology annotation, cellular component: synaptic vesicle membrane; neuron projection.